Molecule: messenger RNA, 999 nt
Organism: Silurus meridionalis
Lineage: Eukaryota; Metazoa; Chordata; Actinopteri; Siluriformes; Siluridae
Gene: gcsha
Product: glycine cleavage system protein H (aminomethyl carrier), a
Exons: 5
Coding region: 42-566 (174 amino acids)
Biological process (GO): protein lipoylation; glycine decarboxylation via glycine cleavage system
Cellular component (GO): cytoplasm; glycine cleavage complex; mitochondrion
Source: RefSeq, a predicted model, not a curated record
CGACUCUGGCGGUCCACUCAUUUCGACGUUACCUGGAGAAAAUGGCGGCGUGUUUUCUGCUAAGACGUGUUUCUGCAAACUUAACUAAUUCCCUGCCCCGGGCUUUGCAUCCAAAUGCUUUCUCUCCUGCGCGACUUUGUGCGAGGACAUGUUUCAGACGAGAUCUGUCACUGACUCCGCGCUUUUGUACAGCACUGAGGUUCACAAAUAAGCAUGAGUGGGUGCGAGUGGAAAAUGGCACAGGCACUGUAGGCAUCAGUAACUUUGCUCAGGAAGCUUUGGGUGAUGUGGUCUACUGUGGGCUCCCUGAUGUUGGCACAAAACUCUCACAGUCAGAAGAGUUUGGUGCUCUGGAAAGUGUGAAGGCAGUGAGCGAUCUGUACUCUCCUUUAACAGGAGAGGUGACUGAGAUUAACCACGCUCUUGCUGACAAUCCCGGACUGGUUAAUAAGUCCUGCUACCAAGAUGGUUGGCUGAUAAAAAUGACAAUAUCAAUCCCAAAAGAACUGGACAGUUUAAUGGAUGAAGCAGCGUAUGAGAGAUACAUCAAAUCCAUAGAGGACUAGUAAUGAUCCAAAAACCACCUCACAUGCAUGGAUUCGACACGUUCACAUUCCCCUGUGGGAGAAAAGAAAAGACAAUACAUUCGACUGUGAACUGCCUAAUUCUUUAGUACUGAUUCUGUCUAAUUAAAGCCCACUGCUUUAGUUCAGCUAUAGAGGAAUAUUUCUGGCAAUAAAGGCACUAAAAGAACUCGCUGUAUGAUCCAGUGGUGACGAAUUAUUCAGUGAACUCUUACUGCAUUCCAGGUUGAAGUUAAUAAGAUGAUUAUGGUCCAGACUGUGUAUGGGAUGUCUGACACACAAUCUGCAUGCUGACUUAAUAUUUUUAUGGUUUUGUUGAGCAGUUUAUGAUCUGAACCUUCAUGUUUUUGUGUCGAGUCAGCAGCUGGUAGGGGAAGAUUACUAACUCUUAUUAAAACACUACUGAUUUUCUGAA